This is a messenger RNA of Astyanax mexicanus (Mexican tetra), 854 nucleotides long. RefSeq lists its product as uncharacterized. The coding region runs from base 159 to 674 and encodes 171 amino acids. The record is from RefSeq and is a predicted model, not a curated record. Lineage: Eukaryota; Metazoa; Chordata; Actinopteri; Characiformes; Acestrorhamphidae. The transcript is spliced from 7 exons.
AGCAGCUGCAGGAGUUCAGAGCGUGAGUUUAAUCACAGUUGAGAGAAUGUUCAGAUAAUUACAGAGAGAAAUACAUUUAUUACCUUCAACUGCAGAACCGCGGCCUGUAGAACUCUAACCCGAACCGAACCGCGGGCUGUAGAACUGUAGCUGUAGUGAUGGCGAUGCUGAGCAGUAAAAGUGAUCAGGAGAUCGGCUGGAUGUUGGACGAUUACGGGAUAAAACAUGGUCCUGUAGUCGAAACGACCAGGACUCUGUAUGAGAAGAAGCUGAGAGAAGCCAUGGCUAAAGAGAGAAAAGUCAAACGUCCAUCAGAACGAACCUUUUACAGAGAAGAGGAGAAAGACCCCUACGUUCAUUAUCGCCGACCGUUGAGGCAGGAGGGGUACGGAGGUGAUUGGAGGACAAACCCAGGUCUGAAGUCUGAAUAUGAGGAACUGGACACUGUUGAUGAACCCACAGUCUUCAGGACACAAACCUCCUACAGAAACCUGACCCACCCCCCGAUGCACAGAUAUGAGACCCAGCGUGAGCCCACUCCAGAGAAAAGCCCGGGCAGGGUCAUCCCGCUCUGGCUGCAGAUCCUGCUGUUCCUGAUCGUGGUCUGUACCCUCGUAUUCGUCUUCAUGAAUAUGGAAGCUUCAGAGAACAGACCUUUCGGAAGACUGACGUAAAAAAAAAUCCAGUGUUUUUUUUAUUUUUUAAAUCGCAGUUUUAAAGUUUACUACAGAAAAAGUUUUAAGGUUGGAGUUUUUCAGGAAGCUGAAUGUGGAUGUUUAUAGUAUUUGAUCACUCUGAUCAAACAGUUUUAUUACACUGUAUUAAUUGGAGAAAAAAAACAAAAAAAAAACAAA